This is a messenger RNA of Miniopterus natalensis, 5834 nucleotides long. The record is from RefSeq and is a predicted model, not a curated record. Lineage: Eukaryota; Metazoa; Chordata; Mammalia; Chiroptera; Miniopteridae.
UUGACAGUGAUAAUAAGUGAUUGUUCCUGAUUUAUGUGUUUACUAUACUCUUUACUCGUAAACAAAGUUGGCUGUAAAACCGCGUUGUGCUGGCAGAGCCUCGUGUUUACCACAUCCCCGGACGGCAUCGUCUUCUCGCGUGCUGUUUUCUACAAUACACGUGCUGUUCGGGCCUUUAGCCUGGGAGCACAGGCCAUCCCAUGGAGCCGGGGUGUGCGGUAGGCCAUCCCAUCUGGGUUGGUGCAAGUGCACUCCGAUGUUUUCACAAUGACAGACUCACCUUACAGUGCAUUUCUCAGGACGAAUCUCAUCGUUGAGUGGUGCACAACUGGACUGUAUCGUAUAUCAGAACUUGACCUGGUGUGUGUGCUGAGGCUGAGCUCAGAUGACACUACCUGUGGGCAGAGCAGUGCAAACAGCGGCAUGGUACUGGUCACAGCCCCGGGUAUAAUAACAAAGGAUUGGUUAAAUUAGUAAUGAUGCAUCGGCCUGAGAAAAUACCGCGUGGCUUCUCCAAGGGUUUUUGUAGAAUAACAUUUACUGAUACAGUAAAAUCUACACAAGAUGCUAAGUGAACAUUCACUUUAUCAAACCACGAUCCCAUUUUUUGUAGAAAUUAAAGCAUGGAAUGCUAUUUGGGAAAAGCGGGUACCUCUGGGAGGCUGCUUGAGUGAUUUGUGUUUUUGUGUGCUUAUCGGAAUUUUCUGAAUGUCCUAUGAGGAAUGGGUGUUACUUUUAUAAAAAGAUAAAUAUUGUAAAAGUUACUAUAAAGUGUUUCAUCCAUUUUAAAUAGACACUGACACUUCUUGCUGCAUGUAGGAUACUUUACUAAAAGCUUCCUGAUUCUUCCAGAUAAAGGCUGAAGGAUUCUGUGUCCCCCUUUGCCUCCCCAGGAAAGAUAGCAGCAUGGCUAGUGUGCUGUCCCGGCGCCUUGGGAAACGGUCCCUUCUGGGAGCCCGGGUGUUGGGGCCUCCCGGGACUGCCCCACCUUCAGAGCCUCAGGCGGAGCUGCUGGAGGGGAUGGCUCCCCAGCCCUUCUUCACCCCUAAGGACACUUCCUGUCAAGAGCAGCCCAAGGAAGUCCUCAAGGCUCCCAGCACCUCAGGCCUCCAGCAGGUGGCCUUUCAGCCGGGGCAGAAGGUUUAUGUGUGGUAUGGGGGUCAAGAGUGCACAGGACUGGUGGAGCAGCAUAGUUGGGCAGAGGACAAGGUGACUGUCUGGCUGUUGGAUCAGAAGUUACAAAUCUGCUGCAAAGCGGAGGAGGUGUGGCUGGCCGAGCUGCAGGGCCCCAUUCCCCAGGUGCCACUUCCAGAGCAGGGAACCCAGGCACAAGCCUACAGGCCUGUCUCCAGGAACAUUGAUGUCCCAAAAAGAAAGUCCGACGCGGUGGAAAUGGACGAGAUGAUGGCGGCCAUGGUGCUGACGUCCCUGUCCUGCAGCCCGGUCGUGCAGAGUCCUCCUGGGGCCGAAGCCAGCUUCUCUGGUGAGGAAGGGGUUCCGUGUGGGUUCUGGGUGCGGCAGAGGCUCAUCACUGAUGUCCUCUGCUUUGAGCAGCUAAUUGCCGACGCACUGGCCUGGCGGCAGGAUUUGGAGUGCCUCCUGGCUCGCAUCCCAGACUGGCUGAGCGGCGUUGAGUUAGAUGCUUCCAUUCUUUUUUCUCAGUUUCCUCCUCUGGGAAGCAGUUUCCUGACUGACCACGGGUUUGAAACGGACCCGGACGCCUUCCUGUUGGACGAACCCGCUCCCCGUAAAAGAAAGAACUCUGUGAAGGUGAUGUACAAGUGCCUGUGGCCAAACUGCGGCAAAGUCCUGCGCUCAAUUGUGGGCAUCAAACGACACGUGAAAGCCCUCCACCUGGGGGACACUGUGGACUCUGACCAGUUCAAGCGGGAGGAGGAUUUCUACUACACAGAAGUGCAGAUGAAGGAGGAAGCUGCUGCUGCUGCUGCUGGCACCCCUGCCACCGACUCAGCCCCCACCCCCAGUGUGACCAGCCCACCCCUUGCCAUUCUUCCACCACCUCCUCCCAAAGGCCAGACCUCAGGCCCAGAACACCCUGGUGUGGAGUCUUACCUGCCCUCUGGUGCUCUCAGCAAGUCAGCUCCCGGCUCCUUCUGGCACAUUCAGGCCGACCAUGCAUACCAGGCCCUGCCAUCCUUUCAGAUACCCGUCUCACCACACAUCUACACCAGUAUUAGCUGGGCCGCCGCCCCCUCCCCGGCCUCCUCCCUCUCUCCGGUCCGGAGCAGGUCGCUAAGCUUCAGCGAGCCGCAGCAGCCACCACCUGCCAUGAAAUCUCACCUGAUUGUCACUUCUCCACCCCGGUCCCAGAGCAGCGCCAGGAAGGCCCGCGGGGAGGCCAAGAAGUGCCGCAAAGUGUAUGGCAUUGAGCACCGGGACCAGUGGUGCACCGCCUGCCGCUGGAAGAAGGCCUGCCAGCGCUUCCUGGACUGAACCCGUCCAACCGGCUCCUCCUCUUUGCUCCUGGCCCUGAUGGCAGCCAGAUGACAAAAGGCAGGCCUGUGAGCCCUCACAGACACCUACAGAUAAAGAGUGGACACUGGGAGUUUGGGCUCUAUUGGCUAAGGUUUAAUACUUAAAACCUUUUUCCCUCCCUUGUGGGAACAUUUUAUUUUUUUUAAAAAAAGAAAUGAACAUAUUUUUUCCCCUCAAAUAGGAGAGAGCCAAAACUGACCAAGGGUAUUCUGCAGCGAACUAGAGACCAAAGAAUUAAUUAGCCUCCCUUUCCCACAUCCCCUCUCUCCAGGGGAUUAGUUUGUUAGCAUCAAGAAGGAACAGCUCAUUCUGUUUCUUGCUGAGUUGGUGAAUUCUUUGCUUUCUCAACUCGGCCAGAAGGGACUGUGAGCAAGAUGAAUUUACUUUUCUUUUUAAAAAGUUUCUGGCUGAUGACUCAGAGAGCAGGACCUGCUGGAUGGGGUGGGAAGAGUGAGGGGUACCUGGGCGCUUUUUUAAUUUUUAUUUUCGCAGCUAGCCCUUCUCCGCCUGAAUCUGGGAGCGUGGAAAGCUUGUUCUCACCAGGCAGCUUCCGUGGAAGUAAAAGGAAAACCUUUGUCUGGUGACAGCUCUUUGAAUCUGAGUCCCCUCAACGUUGGGUGGCAUCCCAACACAUUGUAUGGCUUCUUCUCAAAGCCCAGACUAAUAGUUUUUUAAAGACUGUCCCCAGAUAGCUGAGCCAAAAGGCUACUAUGAAUUCACUUUUUGAAAUGUGGAGGUAAAACACUACCUUGAUAAUGCUUUCCUCUUUCCUUGAGGAAAAGUGAGAGGGUUUGAGUACCCGUGAAAGCUCUCUGCUGUGGUCAGAGUGAUGGCAAUGACAACUCUAAAACACUUUGUUUUCUUUUAUGCUGUAUUCAGAAGUCUUUAUCUGAUUAAAUUCCCUUUUAUUUGGGUGGUAGGUUCCUCUUUGUCUCUGGCUUCACCAGGGAUUUCCCCAUUUCCCUCCCCAGGCUGCAGCAGGGCUGGCGGGGAGGGAGAGAGAAGAGCGUAGAUAGAUAGGCAAGUGGCACCUUGCCCCCGCCCACGGAGGAGGAGUUGACAGGUGUCCCAUUAUAGGACGGGCUCACCUGCUCCUUUGGGAGCAAUCUGAUCUUUUUCCUGAGGUGACAAGUAGGACAGGGACAGGACUCUCUGAUCAAGGCAGGAGGCUUCUGGAACUUUUACCAGUGUUGGUCCAGUCCGAUGAGGAGGAGGGUCACUUUGUUAUGGUGUGACCUUCCCAGAUGCCUGCUGAGCACCUUCUCGCCUGAAGGCAGGGUGGGGAAGGUUAGAGAGAGUGUGAGGAAGCAGAGUGAGGAGGACCUGGGGUUGGAUUCGCAGCUCCUGGUGGUUCAGCCCCUGGUGUCUCUGGAGGCCUCAGGAAUUGAGGGGAGCCUGGGCUGCAUCGCUUAGGAGGUGGAGGAGAUAGACGUGGGGAGUUCAGCACUGUGCCAGCCAGUGGUUGAUUAAGACGGGGCGAGCUGAGCCUUGAGGGAAGGCACGUGUUUGCUUCGGAGUCUCACCUUUCUUCCCAGUGAUUAAUUGUGGGGGUUCCUUGGGGCCUGCUUCACUGGGACCACUGAUGCCCAGCCGUCUUGGACCUAUGUCCUCGAUGUCAGGGGCUCAGGGAACCCCACCAAGCCACCCCUCUGGGGACAGAACAGCAGCAUCCACCCCUUGGCUCUCAUUGAGGGCGUCCUCUUGGCCCCAGGUGGAAAUACCUGGCUAUUUGAAGCUCCUCUGGCCACGUCAGGUGGGAAAUGUGCAUAUGCCUUUGAAUCCGAGACAGGUGGAGUGUUAGAAAACCUGCCGACCUGAGAAUAGGGAUGUGAUUUUGUGAAGGGUGAUGGGGACCUGAGUUUGGUGACAGAAGGAAAGACAGUUAUGCACAGGUGUCUUUGGUGGUGAUGGGGUAUAUUUUUAUAACUUAGUGAAAAAAGGUAUGUGGAAUCUGUCCCUUGGUAAAGCUCGAAACCAGGCCAGCGAGAGGUGGCCAGGGUUCUUCUUUUUGUCCAUUCAGCCUCCCUGAGAAUUAAAAGCCAAUAGCAGGUUGUUGCUUGUCCUGACUACUCACUUCCCAUGCUGUCCAUUUUCAGGUCUGUCUUCUCGGGGAGGGGAGGGCGUGUUUGAGACGCGGGGACUCUGCCCAGCAGUAUCUUCCCUUCACUCCUUAAUCAGAGCUCUUGCUGAGUCUCAUCUUUAGAAAAGCUGUUCUCAUUUCCCCCCUCAGUUUGGAUCGUGUAGAUAUAACUGCAUAUAGAUAUUUUCUGUAAAGGAGGUAGCCUUUUCAUGUCAUUGGUACACAGGGCAGAGAAGGAAGAGAGAAAGAAGAAAUGGAUGAAAUAAUUGAAAAACUGAGGUGGUUUUUUAUUUUAUUUUAUUUUAUUCAUGUUUUGUUUUGGUGCAGCUUUCCCUGUCUGCAUUUGCUCCUGUCUUAUUUUUGGCGGUGGUUGGCCUCCUCUGGCUUCCCUCUUCCCACAUUUCCAUCUCGUGGCUGUUGUGUUGGUUCUUGACAUGUGGUCUGUCCUUGGGGUUACCCCAUUUGUUUCCUCUUGGAGGGUGGGGGUGGUUUGUGAACUGAUGCAGCGAUCAUGCCUGUUUUUUCAUCUCUGUAUCUCUCUCGCUACUUCCCAGCCCACCUGGGCAGCAGAAUCUGAGAGAAGGUAAGAUGCCAUAGGUGCGCAUUCAAAGCUAACAGGACCGACUGUCAAACGCAGUUAUCUUGGGAAACUUUAUUCCACUGACGUUGCCCUUAUUCAAAAUAUUUCUUGGAAUUACCUUGGGAGUCUGGGGCCUGCUCUGACCAGUCUUAUUGAUACUAUAUCUGCCCUCAGGCUUACUCAGUGCAGAGAGAGCCUGUGAAUGUCUGUGGUCAAGUGAGGUCACAAGUGCAAAGCACAGGGACUGACUAGCGAGUAAAGUAACUUGGAUUCAAUUAUGUGAUGUUUGAGCUGGAUGGGGAAGCCAUCCUGCAGUUCCAGAGAGCGUUUUGAGCAAUGUCCGUGUUGUGAUGGGAAGCUUAUAGCUUGACUCCUUGGAGGACAUUAUUAAUUUGGAUGUGGAAACUGAUUUGUUUGAAGAAAUCUGUCCUGUUACUUUCUGCUCAUUCCAGGUUCUGACUACCAGGGGCAAAAAAACAAAAACAAAAAGAGAGAGAGAGAGAGAUAAAUCCCAUUUGUGAAUUUGUCUUACUGGCGCCUUUUCCCCCAGCUGUCUUCCAAGUAUUAUUUUUACUGUUAAAAUUUUUUUUGUUUUUUUUUUUAAAAUGUGAAAUGUAAUGUUUUUACAGCAACAAUAUGAAAUAUAUUUUAUAAGGAAUAAAAUGGUACAUUGUCUGA